Messenger RNA from Ctenopharyngodon idella (grass carp), 2740 nucleotides. It is a transcript of the gene gkup, whose product is annotated as glucuronokinase with putative uridyl pyrophosphorylase. Lineage: Eukaryota; Metazoa; Chordata; Actinopteri; Cypriniformes; Xenocyprididae. The transcript is spliced from 23 exons. The coding region runs from base 135 to 1994 and encodes 619 amino acids. Gene Ontology annotation, molecular function: glucuronokinase activity; ATP binding. The record is from RefSeq and is a predicted model, not a curated record. Gene Ontology annotation, biological process: biosynthetic process.
AGAGUUUCCGGUGACGUGAGUCAGUUCAUGGUUGUAACUGUGUUAUUAGUUGCACUAUGGACUUCCUACGGACCCCGUGAUGGAAGGAUUAUGCCUUGCUAUUUCAAAUAAAUAAUAAAUAAUAAGCCGGAGCAAUGAUUUGCAUAUUGUUAGUUGCAGGGCACGGCACGGUUUUAGAGACACAGAUAAAGAGUGAUGUUACAGGUCUGUAUGCUCAUCUGACCGGUGUGCCAAAAGCUCUAUUACCUGGAGUUGGGGGAAAGAAAAUAUUGGAUUUCUGGUGGGAAACCGUCAACACUCGCCAGCUCUUCAGUGAAGUUUAUCUAGUCACGAAUGCUGAUAAAUACAAGCACUAUGAACGAUGGGCAACAGCCAAUGACUUUCCAGUGGAGAAUGUUGUGAAUGAUGGCAGCACUACUUUGGAUGACAGACUUGGGGCUGUUGCAGACCUUGAAUUGGCCAUCCGAAGCCGACAGCUACAAGAUGACAUUAUGGUGAUCGCAGGAGACAUGCUUUGUGCUGAUCAAAACUUUGAUAUUGCACAAGUCAUUCGCUUUUUCAGAUCUAAGCCUGGAGAACUUGCUAUAUAUUAUGAGCUGGAGUCAGGAGAGAAGAGCUACUCCAGAGGAAUUGUUGAAGUUUGUCCGAACACCCAUCGGGUCAUGCGCUUCCUUGAGAAGCCUCAGGAGGGCGUCAGCGCAUCUCGUCUGGCCAGCGUGGUGUUCUACUGCCUGCGCAAAGAGUCCUUACUGUACAUCUCUGAAUUCCUUCUUCAACACCCAGACGUUAAAGAUAGAACCUUUGGCAAGUUUUGGGAAUGGCUUAUAAAUGAGGAGAAAGUUCCUGUUUAUGGGAUGAAGUUACCAACAGGAUUUCAACUAAUUGGACAAGUGGGUCUGUCUGAUUACACGAAAUGGCUCGCUCACUAUUCUUCAAAACAGCAGCUGUCCCCAUCUAAACCCAUCACAUGCCGCUCAUAUGCCAGGGUUGGACUCAUGGGGAACCCCUCUGAUGGAUUCAAUGGGAAAACCAUUGCUAUGACCAUUGCUAACUUCUGGGCUGAGGUCACACUGAUGGAGAGCCAGGCUCUGGUCCUUCUACCUCAUCCUCUGAAUGACCCUACGGAGUUCGGAAGCUUGCAGGAUCUCUUUCGGAUCAGCCGGAAAGAAGGGUAUUUGGGAGGUCUGAGACUGCUACAAGCCACCUGUAAAAAGUUUUACCAGUUCUGCUCUGAACAAGGCAUUGCUCUGUCCAAGCAGAAUUUUACUCUCAAGUAUGACACAAACAUUCCUCGGCAAGUGGGUUUAGCUGGCAGUAGUGCGAUUGUGUCUGCCACACUGAAGUGCCUGAUGAAGUUUUACAACAUCACAGACAACGAUCUUCCUAAACCAGUCAGAGCCAACUUCAUCCUCAACGUAGAGACGGAUGAGCUGUUCAUCACAGCUGGUCUACAGGAUCGAGUUGUGCAGGUCUAUGAAGGCUUGGUUUACAUGGACUUCAACAAACAGCUUAUGGACGAGCGGGGUUAUGGAGAAUACAUUCCCUUGGACAUGAACGAUCUUCCCUUGUUCUGGCUGGCGUACUUGGGCGAUCCAAGUGAUUCUGGACGGAUUCACAGUAAUGUUAGACAGCGCUGGUUGAACGGUGACUCUGCUGUGGUUGAAGCUAUGAAAUCGUUUGCUGAACUCACAGACCAAGCCCGAGCUGCCUUCCAGUGUAAGGACUGGCCCAGACUCGCACAGCUCAUGGAUGAAAACUUUGAGCUACGGCGUUCGGUGUAUACUGAAGACUGCUUGGGCCCUGGAAAUCUGAAAAUGGUACAGCUUGCGAGACAGUUUGAAUCUGCAGUCAAAUUGCCCGGCAGUGGUGGUGCUGUGGUGGGCUUGUGUAUGAACCAAGAGCGACUGGUGGAGAUGAAGAGGGCUUUCCAAGAGGCAGGAUGUGUUUUUUGUGUUAUUGUGCCUUAUGACCCUUCAGUGCAGGGUCAGAACUGAUCACUUAAAGUACAGGUUUUAUUAAUUGUUGGCCAAGAAGCUGUGAUAUAAAGGCUCUGCUAAAGGAACAUGGCUUAAAGGGAUAGUUCACCCCCAAAAUUGUAUAUAUAUUUUUUUUUUUAACAAUAUACAAUACAAACCUGUAUGACUUCCUUUGUUUUGUGGAACAUAAAAGAAGAUAUUUUAAGAUUAUUAUUAUUAUUUGUCCAUACAGCUGAAGUAAAUGGUAGCCAAAACUGUUUGGUUACUAACAUUCUUCAAAAUAUCUUUUGUCCUCCACAGAAGAAAGUAAGUUCAUAUAGGUUUAGAACAACAUGAGGGUGAGUAAAUGAUGGCAGAAUGUUAAUUUUUGGGUAAACUAUCCCUUUAUAUUUGUUUUAACUUAAAUUUUGAACUUGAGUUUAAAUGAACUUGUCAGUGUUUUCCUAGUUCAGACUUCUAUAUCACAGGAAAUUGUUUAGCAAUAGGUGGGGCUCCAAUUGUUGUACGUUUCAGUGAGAAAUGAGAAUGAGAAACAAUUGACUUUCCAAUGGUAGCCUUUCACACCCAUCCUGUUCUUGUGUCGUAAAGACGUUUUUGUGCAGAGACAAAAGUGUUUACUUUAUUUCAGUAAGACGUGAUUGCGAAUGGAAGAUGUUAAUUAUAUCUAUGCAUUAUCAUAGUCGACACUACCAAAUUACUACCAAACAUUUCUCCCAUUUUGUCGCUAUGUUAAUGAAUCAAAUAAAUCCUUUUGACUCACUUUA